UCAAAGCUACGGCUGUGAUGACUCUGCGCAUGCGCGUUAGUCCCCCGACUACACAGUCUGCUUUGUUGGGACCAUCGAUGCUACCUUGACUUCACACGACUACGCUUUUGUCCAAAAGAGAUUGGAGGUUGUAUUUAUUAUUAGUGACUCAUCUGAUAUAAUAGGUGUAGUUUUAGGGUUGUCAGUCAGCGCUUAUUUUGGUGUUUUUGACGCUGGAGACGACAGACGCGAGGAGCUCCUGAAUAUAAACAAAACGCAGCGCGAGCUGCUUUUAAGGUGGCACGUCAUUAGCGACAGCUGGAACAACAACAGGACCGUCCGAGGCCGCUAGGCUACAUUCAGUCCGCGAAAAGGAACUCGGUGUCCGGAUUAUGGAAGUGUUCGCUCGGCCUCGUAGGGAGUGAACCUCCGUAACAAGCGAACAUGAGCAAAGAGGGCCGCUUGUUGUCUGGACGGCAGCUCCUGGCAAGUGAAAGAGGGGGUGACCGUCCUUACUGCUGCCCCCACUUGACCGAGGAGAAAGGCGAGCUCGAUAGCAAGAAGGGCGACCGCGGGCGCCCUGGUUCUCUGCCCCGGUCAGAGUAGAGCUCAAGCCGACAGAGGCAUCAUGGAGACGGUGGGGAGAUUCGAGUUCAGUCGGAAGGACCUCAUAGGACACGGCGCAUUUGCGGUCGUCUUUAAAGGCAGGCACCGAGAGAAACAUGACUGGGAGGUGGCAGUUAAAUGCAUCAACAAAAAGAACCUGGCCAAAUCCCAAACAUUGCUAGGGAAGGAGAUCAAAAUACUUAAGGAACUGAAGCAUGAAAACAUUGUAGCAUUACUGGACUUUCAGGAAACUGCCAGCUCAGUGUACCUGGUGAUGGAGUACUGUAACGGCGGUGACCUUGCUGACUACUUACAUUCGAAAGGCACGCUCAGCGAGGACACGAUUCGUGUUUUCCUGCAGCAGAUUGCGGGCGCCAUGAGGGUCUUGCAGGCUAAAGGCAUAAUCCACAGAGACCUCAAACCCCAGAACAUUUUGCUUUCCUACCCGCCAGGACGCAAAUCCCACUCCAACAACACCUGCAUCAAAAUUGCGGACUUUGGUUUCGCCAGGUACCUUCAGAACAACAUGAUGGCCGCAACACUCUGUGGCUCUCCUAUGUACAUGGCACCUGAGGUCAUUAUGUCCCAAACUUAUGACGCCAAGGCCGACUUGUGGAGUAUUGGAACGAUUGUGUUCCAGUGCCUGACUGGGAAGGCUCCUUUCCAGGCAAGCAGUCCCCAGGAUCUUAGGAUGUUCUAUGAGAAAAACAAGAACCUCAGCCCCAACAUUCCCAGAGAGACUUCCAGCCAUUUGAGGCAUCUCUUACGGGGCCUGCUACAGCGCAAUCACAAGGACCGCAUGGACUUUGAUGAGUUCUUUUCACAUCCUUUCUUGGAGGCUGCCAGCUCAUCCAUCAAAAAAUCAACCCCGACUGUGACGAUGACCUGCUUCCCAAGUUCUGCGUCAGCCAGCUCUUGCAGCAGCUCCUCCACCUCUCACUUGGCCUCUCCUCCGCAGUCCCUUGCUGAGGGUCAACAUUUGCGUCCCAAAGCACUGGCCUCUCCCACUCAGGAGGCCACUGGGUUUCUUCUCAAAGAUUCUUCCGGAGGAGGCGGCAGCAGCAAGAACUCCUCCUCCUGUGACACGGAUGACUUUGUCAUAGUGCCUGCUCAUUUCAACACGGCAGAGCUGACAAGUGAGAGCAAAGUGCUACAGGACAGUCUAAUGAACAGCGGCUCCCUGCUGACUUCUACUGGGUUGUGUGUCCAAGCCAAAACACCACCACACUCGCCCUCCUAUAGUGGCUCGCCAAGUCGUGUCAGGCCUGGUGAGUCCUCGGGGAGUAACUAUACUGGUCACAGUGGAAGCCACGGUCACUCCUUACCGAUCCCAGUUCCCACUCAGGUCCACAACUACCAACGUUUGGAGCAGCAUCUUUAUACGACAAAACAAGAAGGCUCGCCAAGGCUGUAUACUCCGGUGCAUCGUUGUAGCAGUGGAAGCCCUGUAGGCUUUGUCCGGACUGGGCCUUCUCCACCUUACGGAACUGUAGCCACCACCCGAAGGCUUUCGCUGGGAGGAGCAAGACCAUUUCAACUCUCCCCUCAAGCUGCUCAGCAUGCAGAAUCCAGGUCUACUGCUCAAAAGCACCCCCAUGCCGCCACAGGACUGGGAACACGGCUCCAUAGCGCCCCCUGUCUGUUGGAGUGUACCACCGGUGGCGGUAGGCAAAAGAUCAGGAAGCAGCACUCAGACCCGGUGGUAGUCCCCACGGCAGGGCUGAUGACAGUUCGCCCCCUACACUCUUCUCCGCGCCUCAGUGAGCUAAUGCAACGAAGCCCCCUUCCCACUAUCCUGGGCUCCCCCUCCAGGACCAUGCCUCCAUUUGAAUUCCCCAGACCCCCUAGUUCUCCAAACCUCGUCAAUUUCCUGACACAGCAGUGUUUGGUCAGGACUGCACCAGUCGAGCCCAGAGACGCAGGACAGCCAGCGCCCACGCAGGUCCCACAGCCUUCACACUACAUCCACAGGAUGAAUGAUGACACCAGGGGAUUUGGAAGGUCUCAAAGUGCUGGCCUGCUCUCCGACAUGUUGCUGAUUGCGGCCUUUGGACCAGGUGGACCUGUUUGUGACCGAGGAAGCACAGAGAACAUGGCGUGUGAAAAAGCUAUAGACAUCACAGUGCCCUCGGGUGGUGGAGGAUGUCAUGGACCGAGCUCCUGCAGCCCAGCACAGGUGGUUUUCACUAUUGGCUCCCCUCCCAGUGGCAGCACCCCGCCCCAAGCUUCCAGACAGAGGAAAUACUCAGGCUCCUUUGCUUCAGUCAGCCCUGUCAGCUCCUUCACCAGCCGCUACCACCAGACAGCCACAUACGGGGACGGCUUUGAUGCCUCUUCGAGCCCUCGUUACAAUUUUUUUGAUCCCAUCACGGCAAACAUGGGUGGUCGUGUUACCUUUGAGGCUCCAGAGCUGCCAGAGGAAACCUUGAUGGAGCAAGAGCACACCGACACUGUACAGAGCCUGCGCUUCACAUUGGAUUUUGCUUACUGUCUGAUGGAGGUGGCCGGGGCCCGCAGCCUCGCGUUGAUGGGGGUGCCGGGUGACGCUUCCCACCCUGCCUUCCCGCAGCAGCAGAGCCUGGUGGCAGAUCAGAUAAGCUCCCUGAGCCGAGAGUGGAGUCAUGCAGAACAGUUGGUUUUGUACCUUAAGACAGCAGAGCUCUUGUCCACUGCCAUACACACAGCCAUGGAGAGAGUGAAACAGGGCAAACUCUAUCCCUCAGCCACAGUCAAACAAGUCGUUAAGAGGCUGAACGACUUGUACAAGUCCAGCGUAGCAUCAUGCCGCUCCCUCAGCACCCGUCUGGAGCGAUUCUUCUCCAGGAAGCAGCGUCUAAUGGACCAAAUCACCUCUAUCACAGCUGAGAGGCUGCUCUUCAGCCACACUGUGCAGAUGGUUCAGUCUGCUGCUCUGGAUGAGAUGUUCCACCAGGGGGAGGCAUCCAUUCAGCGCUACCACAAAGCCCUCCUGUUAAUGGAGGGACUGUCUCUGCUGCUCACUGAACAGGAAGACAUUCUCAGUGUUAGCAAAUGCAAAGAGUGUAUUGAGCGUCGCCUCACAGCUUUGCAGUCUGGGCUCUGCGUGUGAGAAUUCUGCAUGUGGUGUCACCUAUCAGCGUAUUACCGGCAUCAAAGGUGAAAUCCCAAGCUUCAGCUAUACAUUAAUCUUGGACAGGAAGCCCUCUAUGUGAGGGAUCAGGACAAUUGUAUCAGUCGUUGAAGGUUGAGGCACAUGCAGGAGCAGUUAUGGCCAAAAAGAUGGACGACUUCACGAUUCAUCAGUAUGAAGGUACAGCAGACCUGUUGAAGAAGGCUGCAAGUAGGACUCGCCAGGUAUCAGUCUCAUCAAAUGUAUGUCCACAUUAUACCACUUACUGUGUUUAUAUGUAUCUUCGACUAGUUAGGACUUGCUUGCCACAGUGUACAUUGCUUCCACUGGAGGCGCAUACAAUCGCUUAUUAGGAGAUUUGUUGCAGAAACGACUAAAAGCGACUACUUUUAUAAUAUGUUUCAUUUUAGAUUUACACUUUAUGGACUUUUAAUAAGAGAGACUGACUGGCGCAUGAGACGUUGGCAUUAACAGGUGGAAAAGUGGGUCCAAAAACACAGAGGAUGUUAUCUUGCGUGCAGUACUUAGUCGUCCCCCCUCCAGAGGUUCCAUGUUUCUUCAUUGCAUCGUUGUAUCUAUCAAUCAUGUCUGCAUAAAAGCAUGUAUAAUCAAAAAUGCGAAUGUAUAGGACAGGAGAGGAGCCGCAUCAACAUCAGUCUGAAUGUUAGUCCGCUAAGAUUCAGGCUGCUGAAUGAAUGUUUUUGCACUGUUGAAGUACUGUACAGAGUGGAACAUGCUACACAUGUCAAGUAUUGUUUUCUUUUCUUUUAUUUGACUGAUUUCUAUUUCCACUGCCAUACAUGGAGUGCAGUCGUAUCAUAGUUACUGUGUUGUGUGUCAUGUGCGAGAGUGUCCAUUAAACAAGAGGGUUGCUGUGAACUCAUAGAACGUUUCCUUUAGGAAAAUAUGAAAAAAGCUUUAUGGUGAGGAGGGUUUAAGAAAAUAAUAAUUGUGUUUUGCAUCAGAUUAGUCAGUUGUUGACGAUUCUGUCUUGAUUUUUUUUGUUGUUGUAAGUGUUGAUUUGGAGUGCUAAAAUUUGAUAUUUCAUCUGGAUUCUUUUGUCGAAUCCCAAGUAGACUCUUUUAACUCCUCAGAUGUGGGCCAGUGGAAAAAGUCUAUGUUCUGUGUAAUGUUGCCUGUGUUCAGAAGCGGACAGUAUUGUGUGCCUGUUAGCAUGUGUGUGGCUCGAGGGUUUGACUGAUGGCUGCGGCACAAUGGAUGUUAGCGCUGCAGAGAAACCAAGCCUAAUUUUGAUUUCAUGGGUAGGGUCGACUCACAGCACCAUCGCUCAAGUAGCCACUGAAAACAUAUGCCCACAUUGGGGGAAAAAAAAUAUUAAGACUAAAAUGUGAUAUUUUUUUCUCAUAUAGUACAAUAUAUUUAUAUUUUUAAUAGGACGACUCCUUUCUUGUGACCUUUAAAUUUUCUCACAAUAUGACAUAAGUAAAGUGAUCGCAAGCAUUUUCCUCAGCAACCCCAUAGUUGUUUUUUUACUGCCGGUCUGUUGCAUAUGUGUGUGGGACUUAAAAAUUGCUGGAUAAAAUUACAACUUUAUUCUCGUAACAUUACAAAUGUAUUUAUUUUAACAUUACGACUUAGUUUUCUUGAGACUGUGACAUUAUUCUCCUAAUAUUGCCACUUUGAUGUAAUAUUAUGGCUUUCUUCGUAACAUUACAACUUUUUCUCAUAUUAAGACUGUACAUGUAUGUAAGGGUACAUCAUCCUCUUAAUGUUACGUUUUUUUUUUCUUUUAAUAUUAUAAAUGCAUUCUUGUAACAUUACGACGGCAAAAUUUCUCUCGUAAAAUUAAUACUUCAUUCUGGUUACCGGUAUAUAUAACGACAUUCUCGGAAAGUUGUUUUUUGUCUUCAUUUCAUGACUUAACAAUAUGCGUUGUAUUGUUACAACUUGAAAUUUACCAUGGCAUUGUUCUUGUAACAUUACAGCCUUUUUCUCAUAAUAACACUUAAUACUUGCUAUUUCUACUUUUUUUGACCGUCGCGUUUUUGUCUUAAUUAUUAUAUGACUUAAUUCUCGUAACAUUUAGACAUUUUUUUCAUAGUAAUCCAACUUCGUUCUCGUAACAUUACAGUUUGUGUUGUAAUAUUAAGACCUGACAUUGAAUAUUACGUUAUUUCUUGUAACAUUACUGACUUUUUCUAACCAUUUUAAGACUUCAUUCUGGUGGUAUAACGACAGUCUGAAUGUUGUUAUUGGCUUUCUUUUCACACUAUAACUUAAUUCUCCUAACAUUUAACAGUUUUUUUCUAAUACAACUUUGUUCUCAUAGCAUUACAGUCUUUGUUGCAAAACAACAACUUUGUGUUUAACAUGACAUUAUUCUUGAAAUGUUUUUUUUCCAUAACAUUACAACCUUGUUCUUGCAAUAAGACUUUUUUCAUGUGAUAGUAUGACUUCUUUCUCUCAAAAUUACAACUUUUAUAAUAUUAUGACUACUUAGUUUUUUUCCCCCCUCAAUUUAUUACUAUCAUUAUUAAUUUUUUCUUCAAACAUUAAGGAUUUAUUAACGAAAAAAGUUGUAAUGCUGCGGCUUAAUUAACAAUUGCGUCUAUUUCCAGUUGUUACUAUUUUUUUUCUCCUCAGUGUGGCCUUAAUUCUCCAUCAAACUCAGAUAACCCAUUGUGAGCCCUAAUACUACUCUGUUUAACAGUACUGUCAUUUAGCUGUUUCUGUUUUAAAAGGCUAAAUAUAGUUUACACAGAGAUCCAGUAUGGUAGUAGCACUGUUAGUUGAGCAGAAUGAAAGGAAGCUUUUUUUGUAGUUUUAGAAUUACUUUGCAUAUUUGCUUUGAGGCCUUUUGUCUUGAAUAUAUAAUUAUACUUCCUUUUAGCCGUGAGCAUGUGCCUAAUGGUUGAAUUGUACAUUCCUAAUGUCAUAUCGUGCAGGCUCCACCUCUCAUUCUGCUCAGUCAGUAUACAGUGGCUAUGACCUCUUUACGAAAUAAAACCCAUGCAUGUGUCACUUUUUAAUAAUCACCCACAAUCAUUGCUACUUGUCACUUCCCAAUUAUUACCAUCUCAGUCAGGGCUCACCAUAAAGAAAAUGUGUGCAGGCAUUGCAAUAACUGAGGGGGUGGUAGAAGUUGGGCAUUUAGUGUUUUCUGCUGUAUGUCCUUAAGCAGGAUGCUGACUUGCUGCCAUGGUCAUGGCUGCUGUUCAAAGCAUCCCUUAAAGCAUGGUGAAGGGUGGCACUUUUCCACAAGGUGUCCGUAGAUUUGAGUCUGUAUGUGUGAGAAUAUACCUGAAUGUUGUAAUUUUCAAGUUUGCUAUCGCAUUUAGAAACUGUAAAUUAAGUUAUUGCUGCCGCUGUAUUUAUGGAUCUGCAGGUGUGGAGGGAACAGUAUCAUACCAUCUAAUAUUCCUUUUUUUUCCCAAAGAAAAGCCUUUUGCAAGGUAUUUUCAUGUUGUCAUCUUAUAUGACAAGACACUAUCUCAAUGUCCCUGUGUGUAAUAUAACCCUUACUGUUAGUUGAAAUAUGAAUAAAGUUAAAGGAACGGUCA
This is a messenger RNA of Entelurus aequoreus (snake pipefish), 7215 nucleotides long. RefSeq names its product serine/threonine-protein kinase ULK1-like. The record is from RefSeq and is a predicted model, not a curated record. Gene Ontology annotation, cellular component: cytoplasm; autophagosome. The coding region runs from base 608 to 3673 and encodes 1021 amino acids. Gene Ontology annotation, molecular function: protein serine/threonine kinase activity; ATP binding. The transcript is spliced from 27 exons. Gene Ontology annotation, biological process: autophagosome organization; axon extension; autophagy. Lineage: Eukaryota; Metazoa; Chordata; Actinopteri; Syngnathiformes; Syngnathidae.